Molecule: messenger RNA, 3338 nt
Organism: Triticum aestivum (bread wheat)
Lineage: Eukaryota; Viridiplantae; Streptophyta; Magnoliopsida; Poales; Poaceae
Exons: 2
Coding region: 848-3205 (785 amino acids)
Biological process (GO): proteolysis
Molecular function (GO): aspartic-type endopeptidase activity
Source: RefSeq, a predicted model, not a curated record
UGAGGCCCAACUGGGCCCGUUCCCCUGGCCCGUGACUAUCCCGUCCUCCUCUGCUCUCUUCCCCGAACGCACCCGCAGCACGCCGCCGUGAACCACCGCGCUCACCGCCGUCGCCUCGCCUCCGGAAGUUGUCUAAAAGCUCCGCCGAGCCAUGCUGCAUCUCCUCGCCGAUGAACACGAGCCCGGGAGCAUCACAGCGAGCCUUUGAGCUCGUCACCGCCGCCUCUGUUCGCCGAUCGCCGGCGUCGAUUCGCCACCGUCAACGCUCCCCCGAGCUCGCCGACGACUCCAUCGGAUGCGCCAAUCUGGAAGCUCAGUUGUGAUUGUGAUGGAAGGGGGCAAGAAACUGUCAAUAAACAUGAGGCGUCCAAGCUUUGUUGUUCUUACCUACUUUUGUGAUCGUCCUCACGAUUAACUUGACGCGAAUGGGGGCAUAGGUGUACCUUUUAUGUCAGGCCCAGUACCACUCCUUGUCCUCCCAUCGUCAAGUAUACGGCCUCGGGCGUGGGCCGGCCCGCAAGACGGAGGAAGCCCAACCCGCGGAACCAAGGCCCAGAGUGGGUGUGACCGAGCGGAGGCACCAACUACUUAAAGGCACACGCGCAGAAGGCCAAACCAUCCAGUGGAUCACGGCACCCGGCGGCGGCGGCUUCCUGUUCCUCUCCCGAUCCCCUUGUGUACCACUUCUUGUAAUCGCUAUCAGAUACUCGAAUUCGUGAGCAAGUGCAAUAGAUCGUGUGAUAUACUACCUGGGUGCUAACAUCUGGUAUUCAAAGCCUUGGAUUUGGGGCUGGCGCACCUCAUCGAGACGCGGCGGCAAAAUUCGAUCAGAGAUCGAAUCAGCGCCAUGGAUCCCUCCUUCAAGGAGUAUUUCAACAAGCUGACUUCCUCGCUGGACGGAAUCCACGCGGAUAUCCGUUCGACGGCGGCCAAAUUGAAGGAUCUGGUCGCCUGGCGCCCGGAGCUGGAACGGCGCGUCGACCGGCUCUCCACCGCAGUCGCUGAACUCCAACAGGGGCGACCCGCGGCAGAGGAGGAGCAGGCGCCCGCGCCCAAGGCUGCUCCGACACUCGUUCCCCUGCGCGACCCGACGGACAACAACAAGGGUCCGGAGGGCGGCGUCGCAUCAGGGCCGAUCGGCCACGACAUCGACAUCCUACCGCGGGGUCUGGCACCGACGUUCGCGUCGGUGUCCACCCCGGCCAACGGUCAGUUCGCUCCCCUGUCUCCCGCACCUCUGCCCUCUCCUUAUGCACAUGCGAGCCAGUUGCUCGCGGGGAUCGGCGAGACGCACCCAUCCAUUGCGUUUCCCCAAUUUUUUAGCGAGAACCCACGUCUCUGGAAGACGUUGUGCGAGCAGUACUUUCACAUGUUCGCGAUUCAGGAGAAAUUCUGGGUUCCCAUGGCCACGCUCAACUUCUCGGGCACGGCCGCAGUGUGGCUGCAGUCGAUUCAGAAGAAACUCUCUGAAUUCGACUGGGAAUCUUUCUCUUCCUUGUUGUGCACCCGUUUUGGCCGAGAUCGCCAUCAACUCCUCAGCCGCCAAUUUUACACGCUUGCACAAACAACAACUGUGGCAGAUUACAUCAAACGAUUUGAGCAAAUUAUCAGUCAUUUGUCUGCUUACUCAGACUCAAUUCAUGCUUAUUAUUACCUCACUCGUUUUGUGGAGGGACUUCGGGCGGACAUACUAGCGAUUGUGCUGGUGCAACGACCGCCUGAUCUGGACACGGCGUGUGCACUAGCACUACUGCAAGAGGAAGUGGCAAACGGCGGCACCUGGGAGCGGCCUCGUCAACCCACCACGGCUCGGGCGGCGGACCUGGCGACGCGGGCGCACGUGGGCAUGCCCAUGCCGCUCCCGCCCCCUCCUCCACAAGGGCGGCCUCCUACGACACCGGCUACUUCCGAGCGCCGGACCAACGACACCAACCGCAGCGACAACUCCAAGAUCAAGGCAUUGCGCGAGUACCGGCGAGCACGUGGCCUUUGUUUCAAGUGUGGCGAGCGAUGGGGACAGGACCACACUUGCCCCACGAGCGUGCAGCUUCAUGUCGUCGAAGAGCUGCUGGAGCUCUUGGGCAUGGAAGGGAGCGAGGAGCUUCCAAACGCCCCAACCGAGACGGUGAUGGCAAUUUCACGGCAAGCUCUCACGGGUGGCACUCCUCCAAAAGCCGUUAAACUCCAAGCGUGGCUCCAAGGUCGCGCUAUUCUCCUCUUGGUGGAUUCCGGCAGUUCAGUCUCCUUCAUCGACGCGCAAUUGGCAGCCUCGCUGUCAGGAGUUGUACAGCUCAACCGUCCUUGUCGAGUCAAGGUGGCUGAUGGGGGGGGGGAGCUCUGCUGUGUGUCUCACAUACCCAAGUGUCGCUGGUCCAUUCAGGAGCAGGAGUUCAGCACGGACAUGAAAAUCCUUCCGUUGGGGGUUUAUGAUGCCAUUUUGGGCAUGGACUGGCUCGAAGAGCACAACCCCAUGAAUGUGGAUUGGCGCGACAAGCAGCUCUGGAUCACCACUCCGACAGGGACAAUGCACCUUCAGGGCCAGAUUGAGGGGGUUACGAGCUGCACGGAGAUCAACAGUCUGCAACUGCAAUGCAUGCAACGUCAGGGAGAGGUGGCACAUGUCGUGCAGCUGUACCAGGUUUACGAGUCGGAUGAGAUCUUCACCCCAACCCCAGGCAACAUCCAGGCGGUGAUUGAUCAAUUCAAGGACAUCUUUGAGGAACCCAAAGGUUUACCGCCAAGGCGUGCGUGCGAUCACUUCAUUCCACUCAUGCCAGGAGCGCAACCGGUGAAUCUGAGGCCUUACCGUUACAAACCAGAGCACAAGUCAGAGAUUGAGGAGCAAGUUAAAGAGCUGUUGGAUCAAGGCGUCAUUCAGAAGAGUCAGAGUCCCUUCUCGUCACCGGUGAUUCUGGUCAAGAAGAAGGAUGGAACAUGGCGGCUUUGCAUCGAUUACCGCCACUUGAACGCUAUGACAGUGGUGGGCAAGUACCCGGUGCCGGUGAUCGAGGAGCUAUUGGACGAGCUACAUGGUGCUCGAUGGUUCUCAAAACUGGAUUUACGUGCAGGCUACCACCAGAUUCGCCUGGCAGAGGGGGAGGAGUACAAGACGGCCUUUCAAACCCAUGCAGGUCAUUUUGAGUUCUUGGUGGUCUCGUUCGGGUUGGCUGGAGCUCCGGGCACCUUUAAUGGGGGUAUGACAUAAACCUUACACCCUCUUAUCAGAGAGUGUGUGCUGGCGUUUUUCGAUGACAUCCUUGUCUUCAGCAAGACCCUACAAGAUCAUGUUCAGCAUCUGCAGCAGGUGUUCAGUCUGCUCCGGCGUGACCAAUGGAAAG